Molecule: messenger RNA, 1884 nt
Organism: Mya arenaria
Lineage: Eukaryota; Metazoa; Mollusca; Bivalvia; Myida; Myidae
Product: endoribonuclease LACTB2-like
Exons: 8
Coding region: 11-919 (302 amino acids)
Cellular component (GO): mitochondrial matrix
Molecular function (GO): RNA endonuclease activity; single-stranded RNA binding
Source: RefSeq, a predicted model, not a curated record
GUCACGUGAUAUGUGUCAUGUGACUUUCAAGAUGGCGGUCAGCAGUCUUUCAAAACUAACACCAAUUUUGAACAUUGAAAAAUUAACUGAGCGUGUAAUUAGAGUUCUUGGCUGUAAUCCUGGAGAUUUUAGAUUACAAGGAACAAAUACCUAUCUUGUAGGUAGUGGUAAAAGAAAAAUUCUUAUUGACACAGGUGAUCCACAGAAACCAGACUACAUCAACAAUUUACGCCAGACCUUGCAGGAGAACAGCUGCGGAAUUCAGGAGAUUGUUCUUACACACUGGCAUGCAGAUCAUGUUGGGGGAGUACCAGAUAUCACCAGGGACAUCUUGUCAGAGCCAGUGAAAGUUUCAAAGUUCAAACGGUUGUCUAGUCCAGAUGAAGACAUCAGCCCUGCAUCAUACAGUUUCAUCGAAGACAAUCACAUUUUUAAAACAGAUGGUGCUACUUUAAGGGCAAUUCUGACCCCUGGCCACACAGAGGAACACAUGGUCCUACACCUGGAGGAAGAGAAUGCUGUGUUCGCUGGCGACUGUAUCCUAGGCGAGUCCACAGCUGUUUUUGAUGAUCUUCAUUCCUACAUGCAAACUCUGCAGAAAAUACUAGAUCUGAAACCAAAAGUUAUCUAUCCAGGUCAUGGAAUAGUUAUUCAAAACCCGGUUGAGUUUAUAACUUACUAUAUCAAGCAUCGUCACGAGAGGGAGGCCCAGAUACUAGAAGUUUUAAAAUCAAGUGGCAAUACAUACAUGUCUACACUCCAAGUGGUAGAGCAAGUUUACAAGGGAUUAGCUCCUGGCUUGAUUGGUGGUGCUUGUAAAAAUGCUAGUCAUAAUUUGAAGAAACUUGUCAAAGAGGAGAAAGUUGUUUGCAAAGAUGAAAAUGGAGUUUUAUUGUGGAGAAUGAUUCAGAACAAUUAAGCCCAGUUUGUUUCUUGUAUUAUACAAUCUAGUUUCCAGAAACUUGAACAAGAACUUGUUGCAUUCUUUCUAGUCAUAUAACUCAGAGAGUAGGCAUGUCUCACCUUGGGGUUUGGUAUUGGUUCCAGGCCACACCCAUUCAUGAGGAGACAAAUUGUUUUUGCCCUGUCCGUCAGUCCACGCGUAUGCCACACUUUGUUUCCGCUCCAUAACUAUAGAUGCUUGGACCUAGGAACAUCAUACUUGGUGUGCAGGUUGGUCGCGACCUGUAGAUGACCUGUAUUGAUUUUGAUGUCUGUAGGUCAAGGUCACAGUGACCUUCAGAUGAAAAAAAAUAAGAUCUCUGAUGCAGUUAAUGCAGUAGAUGUUCACUAUUGAACACUGAUGAUUAGGCCAAACUUAAAGGUCACAGUUGGUAGUCUCCAGUCCAAAAGUACAAAUUUCAUAUCCACCAUUGAUUAUUUCUCAGCUACGACCACACAAUGGGGGAGACAACUGCUUUUUCAAAAAAAAACAAUCUCUAGUUAACUUUGUGCCUAUUUUCAUUUUUCCAGAAUGCAAAGAUGAAAAUGGAGAAGAGUUAUGGAGCUUGAUUCAGGGCGGAAAAUCAAACCUUUAAGUCCACACUAAAUGAAUGUUAUAAACUGAAGUUUUAUUUACCACAUUAUUAAUGUGGGUCUCAUGAAAACAUGUUUAGAAUAAUAAAUCAGUUUUAAUUCGUAUGUGAUAUGUUUUACUAUGUAAGGUUAAUUUUGUUGUGUUAUAAAAUAAAUUGUUAUGUUACAUCACCGACCAAUAAGCCAUAUAGGUUCUUGGUUACAAAUACUUUUUAUUAUGUUAUUGUUUUAAACUAUGUAAACCAAAAAUAAAUAAACAGUAUUCAUUUGUGAUACUUAUUAAAUAUUUAUAAAUUUUCCGAGUCAUUGCUUGCACCACAUUGAUAUAAUAAACAGUGUCCACCAUAA